Molecule: messenger RNA, 4922 nt
Organism: Sarcophilus harrisii (Tasmanian devil)
Lineage: Eukaryota; Metazoa; Chordata; Mammalia; Dasyuromorphia; Dasyuridae
Product: acyl-CoA synthetase medium chain family member 1
Exons: 26
Coding region: 196-3633 (1145 amino acids)
Biological process (GO): fatty acid biosynthetic process; acyl-CoA metabolic process
Cellular component (GO): mitochondrial matrix
Molecular function (GO): fatty acid ligase activity; fatty-acyl-CoA synthase activity
Source: RefSeq, a predicted model, not a curated record
UUUCCACAGAAUCCUGCCAGCUGAUCAUCCCUAGAAGUCCCAUCUAUCACUAAGGCUUCCUUGCUCUCCAGGGUUGCUAAGAACCUCCUGGAAUCUUCUGAGAUUUUCUCAACCACUGGCCAAAGAUAAAGUGGUCCUGUCCUUAAGGAAUGACCUUCUUGUUUGUGACUCCUGAUCUCUAAAGCUCUCCUGGUCAUGCAGUUGCUAAUGAGAUCUCAAGUGCUUCGAGGCCUUUGUGUUUCCUGGACAGUUUAUGGUUCCCUUGGCCCUCGUCCCAGGCACCUCCUUGCCCGAACUUUUUCAAGGAAAUGGGGAGACUAUGAAAUCCCCAAAGAGUUUAAUUUUGCCAGUGAUGUGAUGGAUCACUGGGCACGUAUGGAAAAGGAGGGCAAAAGAGAUCCACUCCCUGCUCUAUGGUGGGUGAAUGACAAAGGGGAUGAAAUAAAAUGGAAUUUCCAAGAACUGGGUGACUUGACCCGCCAGACAGCCAACGUUUUAACGGAGAACUGUGGCCUGCAGAGAGGAGAUCGACUAAUUAUUAUUCUGCCCCGGAUUCCUGAGUUGUGGCUGUUGUCAGUGGGAUGUAUGCGCACAGGACUUGUCUUACUACCAGGAACAAUCCAGUUAACAGCCAAAGACAUCCUCUACAGGUUGCAGUCAUCAAAAGCCAAAGGCAUUGUGACUUAUGAAACCUUGGCCCCAGUCGUGGACUCCGUGGCAUCUGACUGCCCUCAGCUGAAAACCAAAGUUCUGGUAUCAGAGAAUAGCCGGGAUGGGUGGCUGCACUUUAAGACAUUGCUUAAAGCUGCAUCUAUAGACCACACUUGUGUAAAGACAAAAGUACAAGACCCUUUGAUCAUCUUCUUUACCAGUGGAACCACAGGCCUACCCAAGAUGACCUUACAUAGCUCUGGGCUUGCACUGAGAUCAUGUCUCCCAUCCAGCAGGCAAAUCCUGAAACUUAUGAGUUCUGAUAUCUCAUGGUGCUUAUCAGACCCUGGCUGGAUUUUAUCAUUUGUGGGGACAAUGAUAGAACCUUGGAACGCAGGAGCCUGCAGCUUCAUCCGUGACAUGUCUCAGUUCAACCCUGAGACCAUUCUGAAGACACUCUCCAAAUUCCCCAUCACGUGCACAAUAGCUGCUUCAUCCGUAUAUCGAAUGCUUCUACAAUUCAAUAUUUCCAGUUACAAGUUUCCAACCCUGAAACAUAGUGCUGCUGGUGGUGAGAUGCUGCUGCCUGAAGAGUUUGAGAAGUGGAAAAAAGCAACAGGUCUGAACAUCCAUGAAAUAUAUGGACAGUCAGAAACGGGAUUAACUUGUGCAGUGUCCAGGGGGAUGAAGAUCAAGAAAGGCUCCAUGGGGAAAGCUAUUCCACCUUUUGAGAUGCAGAUUAUAGAUGAUAAAGGCAAUAUCCUUCCCCCAGGGACAGAAGGGAAUAUAGCCAUCAGGAUCAAACCUACUAGACCUAUCGGCUUAUUCUCUGGCUACUUGAAUAAUCCAGAGAAGACUUCCUUAACAGAACUUGGUGACUUUUAUGUCACAGGUGAUAGAGGCACUAUAGAUGAAGAAGGCUAUUUCUGGUUCCUUGGUCGAUAUGAUGACGUCAUUAAUGCUUCUGGGUACCGGAUUGGUCCCUCUGAAGUUGAAAAUGCCCUGGCAGAACACCCAGCUGUGGCAGAAUCAGCAGUCAUUGGCUUCCCAGACCCAAUCCGAGGAGAGGUGGUGAAAGCAUUUGUGGUCCUGACUCCGGAAUUUAGGUCCCAUGACCCUGACAAGCUGGUUCGGGAGCUGCAGCAGCAUGUAAAGAAGGUUACGGCUCCCUACAAAUACCCCAGGAUGGACAUCCUACUGCUGAGGUUCAAUUGUCAAAAAAAAAUCCAUUUUGCCAUCAUGAAGAUUUUAUUCCAGUUGCAGAUGUUCAGAUUCAUCUGGAAUCCUAAGUUUCCUAGGAGGUAUUUUCAUCAAGGCUACCAGGUUUUGGCUCCUCUGAAUCUUUCUGACUUUGAAGCUAUAAAUCGUUGUGAACGGGACUUACCAGAGAACUUUAACUUUGCUGGGGAUGUACUGGAUAGAUGGGCUCAGCUGGAACAGAAAGGAGAGCGUCCCCCUAACCCAGCACUAUGGUGGAUUAAUGACAAAGGAGCUGAGGUGAAAUGGAACUUCAGGGAACUGGGUCUUUUAUCCCGCAAAGUGGCCAAUGCCCUCACCAAGUCAUGUGGUCUCCAGAGAGGAGAGAGAGUUGCUGUGAUUCUACCCAGAGUUCCAGAAUGGUGGCUGGUCAAUGUGGCUUGUAUGAGAACGGGAUUAAUUUUCAUGCCUGGGACAAUCCAGCUGACAGCCAAAGACAUUCUCUACAGGCUAACAGCAUCCAAGGCCAAAUGCAUUGUAGCUAGUGAUGAGGCAGCCCCAGCUGUGGAUUCUAUUGUGUCCAACUGCCCUGCUUUGAAAACCAAGAUUCUGGUGUCAGAAAAUAGCCGCAGUGGAUGGUUAGAUUUCAACGAACUAUUUAAAUCAGCCUCUGAAGAACAUAACUGUGUGAAGACAGGAAGCCAGGAACCCAUGGCUAUCUAUUUUACCAGUGGGACAACAGGUUCUCCCAAAAUGGCCCUGCACUCCCAGAGUAGCCUCGGCAUUGGGUACACUCUUUGUGGAAGGUACUGGCUGGAUUUGAAACCUUCAGAUAUCAUGUGGAACAUGUCUGACACCGGCUGGGUGAAGGCUGCCAUUGGUAGUGUCUUUUCCACCUGGCUUCAAGGAGCCUGUGUCUUCGUGCACCGGAUGACCCAGUUUAACACAGAUAUCUUUUUAGAUACUCUCAACAACUACCCCAUAACCACUCUCUGCAGUGCCCCAACUGUAUACCGGAUGCUUGUACAGAAAGACCUUAAGAGCUGUAACUUCAAAACCCUGAGGCACUGUUUGACUGGAGGGGAGCCACUCAAUCCAGAAGUAAGGGAACAGUGGAAGAGCCAGACGGGACUGGAGUUGUAUGAAGGUUAUGGACAGACUGAAGUGGGAAUAAUUUGUGCCAAUCAGAAAGGAAAUGAAAUUAAGCCUGGAUCAAUGGGAAAGGGAGUGCCACCUUAUGAUGUCCAGAUCAUAGAUGAAAACUGUAAUAUUCUGCCACCUGGUAAAGAAGGGGAUAUUGCCCUUAGAUUAAAAUCUACAAGACCUUUCAGUUUCUUUUCGGAAUAUGUGGACAAUCCAUCAAAAACAGCUGCCACCAUGAGAGGGAAUUUUUAUGUCACUGGAGACCGAGGAAUAAUGGAUAGUGAUGGCUAUUUCUGGUUUGUUGGGAGGGCUGAUGAUGUCAUCAUAUCAUCUGGGUACCGAAUCGGACCAUUUGAGGUUGAAAGUGCCCUCAUUGAGCAUCCAGCUGUUGUAGAAUCAGCUGUUGUCAGCAGUCCAGAUCCUAUCAGAGGAGAGGUGGUGAAAGCCUUUGUUGUUCUGUCUGCACUCUUUAAAUCUGCCAAUACAGAGAAAUUGGCUCUUGAGCUUCAGAAUCAUGUGAAAAAAGUAACUGCACCCUACAAAUACCCCAGGAAGGUGGAAUUUGUUCAAGAACUACCAAAGACCAUCACUGGGAAAAUUAAACGAAACGUACUAAGGGACCAAGAAUGGGGACGAGCUUAGCCUGACCAGAAUACAAAGAUGCUUCUAGUUGACCUACAUAGCAUUCUUCAUUUGUUUUAUCUUCAUCUGCUUCUUACUAAUCUUAAUCAUUAUGUUCUAGUGACUGGUUACUAUCAAAGCACAAUACUAUAUAAUGUUAGUGGGGAUUUUUUUCUUAAAUGUUAAAUUCUUGUUAUUUUUUUUAAAGCUCUAGGAUAGUCCAAAAAUAUAUUGAAAUAAGUGCUCUUUAGACUGUAAAGCCAAAAAUUGAAACUGUACUUCAACUGUCAUGUUCCUUAUUAGCUGGUAAGAAUUUCAGAGAAAAAAAUCAUGUCCUUCCAUAUUUGGUCAGAUUUGUUUUUUUUUUUUUUUUUUAAUUGGUAAAGCGUCUAAUCCAAGUUUUAGAAGCUCAUUAGUUCCAAAGAAUGGACUUAGCAAUACUUUAAAAAUGAUUCCUAAUGCCUUUAAUAUUUAUAUCAAAUAAUCAAAACCAAUAGAUAUAGCAACUAUGUGACCUUAAUUCUAUUCCCCAUAUUCUUCAGGAGAUCAUCAUCUGUCCUCCAUGACCAAUAACUGAAUAUAAAUUCAGCCAAUUUUUUCCCCCCUGAGGCAACUGGAGUUAAGUGACCUGCCCAGGAUUAUGCAGCUGGGAAGUGUUAAGUGUCUGAGGGCAAAUUUGAACUCAGGUCUUCCUGACUUCAGGGCUGGUGCUCUAUCCACUGCACCACCUAGUUCUGACCCUCAGCUAACUUUUAAAUAAUUAUAAGCAUUGGCUACAUUGUUCUCCUAGUUUCAUUUUUAUAACUUGUAAUAGAACUUCAAAAACAGAUAUGAUUUUGCUUUAAAGAAAAUUCACUAUUAAAAUAUCCCUAUUUACAAAACAGGCUAAGGGAGGUUAAUUUUGUUUUUUAAAGAUUCUUGGCUUUAUUAAAAAAAAAUUCUGCACUUAAUUCUUUUUAUGUAGUGAUUCAUUUUCCAUGCAAUUUCAUACCCAUUUUAAGAAUGUGUGGUUUCUUUGAGAGGGAGGAGAGGAUAUUCCUUCACCUGAUACAGAUCACAACUUUCCUAUGAUUUACAAGAGUCUCCUUGGCUGUCACUAUAUAACUGGAAAAAAAAAAGAAUUACCUUUACAGUCAUAUUUCCACACUUGAAUAGGCUAGCCUACAGACCUUAGGCCACUACCGGGUCCAUACUUAAAGCCCAGGCAGUUUAAGAUUUUGCUUAUUCUCUGGAAUUAUAGCCUUUAAAAAUCAAAGAUCACCAUCACACUAAGCUGAAAAACGUCCCAGUUUUAUAAAUAUUUACAUUUC